CAUCGCCCGCCCCGCUAUGACUCACUUGUCAAAGGGCACCGAAAUGGAGCUGCUGGCUGGCGAUCUGUGGGAGUCCUGCCUCUUCCUCUUGCUCUCCGGGCCCCUGCUUGCUUUCGGUUUCUACUGCGCCUACGUCCACUACGUCCAUCUGCGCUAUGACCACAUCCCUGGGCCGCCCAGAGCCAGUUUCUUAUUUGGACAUUUGUCUUACCUCACGAGACAAGCAAAGGACAGUGGUAAAAUUCGACAGGAUGUAUUUUUGGAAUGGGCCAAAGAAUAUGGACCGAUUGUACGUAUAAAUGUCCUUCACCGAGCCUCAGUGAUUAUUACAAGUCCUGAAUUAGUCAAGGUAUUCCUGAUGUCCCCCCAAUACAAAAAGGAUGCCCUUAUCUACUCGAAGUUACACAGUUUGUUUGGCAAAAGAUUUUUAGGGAGAGGUUUGGUGUCAGAAUUGGAUCAUGAACUUUGGCAGAAGCAGCGGAGAAUUUUCGAUCUAGCUUUUCACCGAAGUUACUUGAUGAGUUCCAUGGGAACAAUCAAUGAAAAAGCAGAACAAAUGAUGGAAAUGCUGGAAGCCAAGGCUGAUGGGAAGACUGAAGUAUGCAUGGAAGAUGUGAUAUCCUCGACCGUUUAUGCCAUAUCUACUAAGACAUUUUUUGGAAUGGAGUUAAAAUCUUUGGUUGAUGAACAGAAGCCAUUUCUUCUUGCAAUACGAAAUGUUAUCGAGGGUGUAACUCUGGCUGACAACCCCUUUUUAAAGUUUUCACUAAGGAAACGAAAGUGGAUAAACAAGACCCAAGAAAGCAUAAGGUUUCUACGUGAGAUGGGAAAAGAGUGGAUCGAGUACAGGCGUGAAGCCAUCCAGAACAAUCGAGAGUUUCCACCCGAUGUCAUCAUGCAGAUGCUUAAAGCAGAAGCUGAAGAAGGAAUAAAUGACGAGUUUAUGGUGGAUAAUUUUGUCACUUUUCUCAUUGCUGGAGCUGAAACCUCUUCCAAUCAGAUACUACUUGCAUUAAUGGAACUACAACGACAUCCAGAAAUAGUAGAACGGCUUCAUGCUGAGGUGGAUGAAGUUAUUGGUUCCAAAAAAAUCAUUGAAUAUCAAGACCUUGGAAAAUUGCAAUACCUCUCACAGGUUCUCAAAGAAAUUCUUAGGAUAUAUCCUCCUGUCACAGGAACUGUGCGGAGGCUGGAGAAAGACACUGUGUUUGAUGGCGUUCUCAUUCCAGGAUGCACCUCGUUAUUCUUCAGUACCUAUGUAAUGGGCAGGAUGGAGAUGUACUUUGAGGAUCCCUUGACUUUUAAUCCAGACCGAUUCAGUCCUGGAGCUUUCAAGCCAAAUUUUACUUACUUUCCGUUUUCGUUGGGGCCAAGAUCCUGCAUUGGACAAUACUUUUCACAGAUGGAAGUGAAAGUGCUGAUGGCCAAGCUGUUUCAGAGGCUGAAGUUUCAGAUGGUCCCAGGACAGAGUUUUGGGAUUUUGGAUUCUGUGACUCUGAAGCCCAAGGAUGGCCUGGUCUGCACCGUCAAGCUCCGGGGUGCUUAGGAAGGCUUUCUCUGGUCGUGAAGGACAUCUGUAGUUCAGCCUUUAAAUGUUGGAUUCUUUAGAUGUCAUGGACCUUUCCCAGAAUGGAAGUCAGAAUUAGAGGCCUUCCAAUUCAGAAAGCUGCUGGAAUACAGAUGGCUAAGAUAUCAGAUCUUAAAGGCCCAGCUUGCAGUAGGCUAUCUGCCAUCUAAAGCUGAGAAUAUUUAUUCUCACUCCUAAUGGAUAGAGGCAGAAUGAUGUCAUGAACGGUGCUGGAUUUGGAGCCAGGAAAACAUGGGUCCGGUCCUGCCCCAGAUAGUAGCUGUGUAACGCUGGGCAAAUCCUUGCACUCUUCUCAGUCCGUUUCCUUGUAUGUAAAAUGAGGACAAUAGCAGUGUUUAUUUCACAGGCUUAUUGCAAGAAUCAAAUGAAGUUGGGUGUGUGAAGCACUUUGCAGGUCUUAAAAUGCUAUAGAAAUACCAGCUAUGCUAGAGAGAAUUAAGUAUGAUAGAGAAUUAGGUCUUGGGAUUAUGAUUGAGAAGGGUCAUGGCGGAAGGCAAAGAAUUGAUCAGAGGUGAACUCAAAAGAUGAAAUAAUCAGAACCUGAAAUAAUCAGAAAAGUUUCUUCCUUCUUUUAGUCAGAGGAUUAUUUAGACUAAUUCUAAAUCUGUCAAUCUGGUCAAAGUAAUCUAGUCAAAGGAGAUCAGUUAAGGGCCUCCCAUCCUUGUCCAAGCACCACACUUAUUACUUCAGGGAGGAUUGUUCCUGGGCUGGACUGGAGAGAGGGGAAUGGGAUAUGGUUUAGGAAUCUAGAGUAAAGAAAGAUUAAUCCAAAGUCUUCCUAUUAGGAUAAUUUAAAAUUAAUUGAUUCAUUAAAUUUAAUAAAAAUCUCUUAUUUCUGAAAGAAGCAUAUAGAGAGUGAAUUUGCUUUCACAUUUGUUACCAAGCCCUCUGAAAAGAUAACCAUGCCUCAGUUCUCCAUUACCACUGAGAACAUUUAUGGGUAGUGGUCAGGUAAGUGGCAGGCUACCAAGUGGAGUUGGAGCCCAUUUUGUUCUGUGCCCACUAUUACUAAAUGAAUAAACCCUAGUA
Trichosurus vulpecula (common brushtail) is the source of this 2617-nucleotide messenger RNA. Its product is annotated as cholesterol 24-hydroxylase. NCBI's taxonomy places the organism in Eukaryota, Metazoa, Chordata, Mammalia, Diprotodontia, Phalangeridae. The transcript is spliced from 15 exons. Gene Ontology annotation, molecular function: iron ion binding; heme binding; cholesterol 24-hydroxylase activity. The coding region runs from base 17 to 1546 and encodes 509 amino acids. The record is from RefSeq and is a predicted model, not a curated record. Gene Ontology annotation, biological process: cholesterol catabolic process.